CGAAGAAUGUCGAGUACUAACGGUUACCAGUCUACUAUUCCUCUGAUGCAAAACUUUGUAAAUGGAAAGUUCGAGACUAGCAAGGGACCUAUUAUUGGAGAUGUGACCAAUCCAGCAACUGGAGAAGUUCUGAAACAAGUUCCUGGUUCUCUUAAAGAAGAGGUUGAUGCUGCCAUUGCAAGCGCUCAGAAAGCCUUUGUGUCUUGGUCUACCCUUCCAAUAUCUAAACGAGUAUCAUACAUGUUUCGAUUUCGAGAGAUAAUACAUCGAAGACUUGCUGAUUUCACCGCAAUGAUAAGACUUGAAGGAGGAAAGACAGUAAAGGAUGCAGAAGGCGACAUAAUCCGAGGUCUCGAAGUGGCAGAAUAUGCUUGUGGCUUUACUGGCAAAGUGGAGGGUAUGUAUGAGAAGAAUUUGGCCACCGAUAUCGAUAUGAUGCAAAUACGAGAGCCAUUAGGAGUUUGCGUAGGAAUUUGUCCCUUUAACUUUCCCGCAAUGAUACCUCUUUGGAUGAUACCGAUAGCGAUCGUGACCGGAAACAGCUUUGUCUUGAAACCUUCAGAACUCGUCCCCGGCUCAGCUCAUUUGUUGGCAGAAAUAAGUUUGGAAGCUGGAUUUCCACCCGGAGUUUUUAACAUUGUUCAAGGUGGAAAAGAUACUGUCGAUGCGCUACUGGAUAAUCCUCAUGUUAAAGCUGUGAGCUUUGUGGGAAGCACACCAAUCGGGAGGAUUGUAUACCAAAAGGCCAGUAUGAGAGGUAUUCGUGCCCAAUGCAAUAUGGGUGCAAAAAAUCAUGCAGUCGUGAUGUCGGAUUGUAACAAAGAAUUGACAUUAAAUGCUCUCACUGCAGCUGCAUUUGGAGCCACUGGACAAAGAUGUAUGGCCAUAUCAGUUGCGGUGUUUGUUGGUGAAAGUAUCCAAAUGUUACCUGCUUUAGUACAAAAAGCUGCGAAUGUGAAACUGGGAACUGACGAAAAUAGUGAUAUGGGACCUCUUAUUUCAUCAAAAGCGAAGGCAAGAGUCGAAACACUAGUGAACUCCGCAAAGAUACAAGGCGCAAAAAUAGAUUAUCAAGGACAAGCUCCUAGUUCCAAGGGUAACUGGGUGGGACCUGUCGUUAUUUCCAAUGUUACUCCAGAAAUGGAUGUUUACAAGGAAGAGAUAUUUGGUCCUGUGCUAGUAUGCCUUCACGUGCAAUCGCUGGAUGAGGCAAUUCAACUCAUCAACUCGAAUCGCUUUGGAAAUGGAACUGCUAUUUUCACUGAAUCGGGAGUAGCAGCACGAAAAUUUCAGAGCCAAAUCGAAGUAGGACAAGUGGGAAUCAACAUACCAGUACCAGUACCGGCUCCUCCCUUUGGGUUCACUGGUUCAAAGGAUUCUAUGUGGGGUGAUCUCCCGUUCUAUGGACCCACUGGUUUUGCGUUCUUUACGAGACCAAAAACUGUCGUCAGUCGAUUUGCAUGGUGAUAAAGAUAAAAAGCUAUCACUAUUCAAUACCCACAGAAUGUUGAUGUCUUAACAUUUGUAGGCUUGUUUAAUGAUCUUUAUGUGAGGGCUGAAAAUUAAAUUUGUUUUUUGUUCA
Molecule: messenger RNA, 1582 nt
Organism: Galdieria sulphuraria
Lineage: Eukaryota; Rhodophyta; Bangiophyceae; Galdieriales; Galdieriaceae
Product: methylmalonate-semialdehyde dehydrogenase
Exons: 12
Coding region: 7-1467 (486 amino acids)
Biological process (GO): thymine catabolic process; L-valine catabolic process
Molecular function (GO): methylmalonate-semialdehyde dehydrogenase (acylating, NAD+) activity; malonate-semialdehyde dehydrogenase (acetylating, [NAD(P)+]) activity
Source: RefSeq, a predicted model, not a curated record